Messenger RNA from Aspergillus fischeri NRRL 181, 969 nucleotides. RefSeq lists its product as uncharacterized. Gene Ontology annotation, molecular function: catalytic activity. The record is from RefSeq and is a predicted model, not a curated record. Lineage: Eukaryota; Fungi; Ascomycota; Eurotiomycetes; Eurotiales; Aspergillaceae. The coding region runs from base 1 to 969 and encodes 322 amino acids. Gene Ontology annotation, biological process: nucleoside metabolic process. The transcript has a single exon.
AUGACGACCCCAACUCUAACUCACCGCGAUUAUACAAUCGCGUGGAUAUGUGCCUUACCGUUUGAAAGGGCCGCUGCUAAGUCUGUGCUUGAUGAAACCCACAAUCCACUUUCACAACCGUCAACUGAUGAAAAUAACUACGAGCUGGGUAGCAUGAGCGGCAAAAACGUAGUGAUCGCCUGUCUGCCCUAUGGUGUUUACGGAACAACUUCUGCCACGUCUGUGGUAACUCAGAUGCGACCAACAUUCCCCUCCCUUCGAUUCGGGCUGAUGGUUGGUAUUGGAGGAGGCGUGCCUAAUAGAAGCGCCGAUAUUCUUCUCGGCGAUGUGGUCGUCAGUGUGCCAAAUGAAACUUCUGGCGGCGUCGUUCAAUACGACUAUGGGAAGACGUGUCUCGAGGGCUCCUUGCAGCGGACGGGUUCGCUCAACAAGCCCCCGCAGAUUCUGUUGACUGCUUUAUCCCGGAUGGCCUGCGAUACUAUGUUACCUAGUUCGCAGACUGGAAGGUUUCCAUCUGAUUGCCUGCAGAUCAUUCGGACAAAUCAGAAGCACUUUGCCCGGCCAGCUAAUGAUUGGCUUUUCCACUCGACAUAUGAUCAUCAGAGCAGCAGUGAAGGCUGUUCAUCCUGUGACAAGAACCAGCUGGUGCAGCGUGCACCACGAGCAAAUGACGAACCGCGUAUUCAUUAUGGCUUGAUCGCAUCGGGUAAUCAACUCAUGAAGGAUGCCAGGACACGAGACGCCAUUGCUCGAGAGUUAAACGUACUCUGCUUCGAAAUGGAAGCGGCUGGCAUUAUGGAUCAGCUUCCAUGCCUGGUAAUACGAGGCAUCUGUGACUACUGUGACUCCCACAAAUCAAAUGAAUGGCAAAAAUAUGCAGCUCUUACGGCAGCUGCCUAUUCAAAAGCCUUAUUAUCCAUUGUUCCGCUAGUGAGAGGAAAUGUCGCGCAAGACCAGGGUAUCUCGUAA